This is a messenger RNA of Castor canadensis (American beaver), 408 nucleotides long. The record is from RefSeq and is a predicted model, not a curated record. NCBI's taxonomy places the organism in Eukaryota, Metazoa, Chordata, Mammalia, Rodentia, Castoridae.
AUGGCGGUCCCAUGCACACAGAAAGUGGCCUUGUCCGUUGGUUCUUCAGUGAUAAUCAAAGGGACACCCUGCAUCUCUUUUGCAAAUGACCCCGAAUUGCAAGUGGAUUUCCAUAUCAGCCCCGAUGAGAAGUCUGACAUCGCCUUCCAUUUCCGAGUCUACUUUGGGCGUCUUGUGGUCAUGAACACUCGUCAGAGUGGAAAGUGGGAAAAUGAGGUGAAAUCUUCCACAAUGCCCUUUGAGGAUGGCAAGCCAUUUGACCUGCACCUCUUGGUGCUGCACAAUGAGUACCAGGUCAUAGUAAACAGGCAAUACUGUUACAGCUUUGCCCAUCGAAUCCAGCCAAGCUCUGUGCAGAUGGUUCAGGUGUGGAGAGACAUCCGCCUGACCUCCGUGGAUGUCGUCUAG